Balearica regulorum gibbericeps (East African grey crowned-crane) is the source of this 1266-nucleotide messenger RNA. NCBI's taxonomy places the organism in Eukaryota, Metazoa, Chordata, Aves, Gruiformes, Gruidae. The record is from RefSeq and is a predicted model, not a curated record.
GAGACACUGAUAGAUUGGUGUGAUGAAAAAGAACUUAAUUUGAUUUUAACUACUGGAGGAACAGGCUUUGCACCACGAGAUGUCACUCCAGAGGCCACUAAAGAAGUAAUAGAGCGAGAAGCUCCAGGGAUGGCCCUGGCAAUGCUGAUGGGAUCACUUAAUGUUACUCCUCUGGGCAUGCUCUCUAGACCUGUGUGUGGAAUCAGAGGGAAAACUCUCAUAAUUAAUCUGCCAGGUAGCAAGAAAGGGUCACAGGAAUGCUUUCAGUUUAUACUGCCAGCCCUACCUCACGCCAUUGAUCUUUUGCGGGAUGCCAUUGUAAAAGUAAAGGAGGUACACGAUGAGCUCGAAGAUCUACCUUCACCACCACCUCCUCUUUCUCCUCCUCCAACCACCAGCCCUCACAAGCAGACAGAAGACAAAGGAGUACAGUGUGAGGAAGAGGAGGAAGAGAAGAAGGAUAGUGGAGUUGCCUCAACAGAGGACAGUUCUUCUUCACAUAUAACGGCAGCAGCCAUUGCAGCUAAGAUUCCAGAUUCCAUCAUCUCUCGUGGUGUUCAGGUGCUCCCACGUGAUACAGCCUCCCUCAGUACUACUCCUUCAGAGUCUCCUCGUGCCCAGGCCACCUCUCGUCUUUCCACUGCAUCCUGCCCAACACCAAAAGUAAGUACACUUAUGCCUUGCAAGCUUCAUGCUCAGACAUAUAAUCUAUCAGAUUAAUGUAUUGGCUCUGCUGAUCAAGGUUGGUUCGCAUGCAAGGGUUGUAUCAUUCUAAGUAAUAGAUAAAAAUGCAAGACAGUAUAGUUCAUUCCAUGUAUAGUGUUUCACAGUUUAAUAUGUGGGUCCACCAAUAUGUUAUGGUUACUGAAGUUUCAUGUUAUCUCUUGCAAUAUCAAUCAUGAAUACGAAAUUGUUAACACCUCAAAUGUCUUGAAUAUCCCCAGGAACAUAGAUAAUCCUGCCACUGAGUAACAACAUUAAGCAAGUAGUAUUUUCUCAACAAAAUGUAUGUGCAAAUUUCUAGCCUGGGCUGGGGCAGUUCUGUGCCCUGCUUUAUUUUUGGUCGGUUUAAGACACUUUCAAACCAACUGGUUUUGCUCAAACUUAGAUAUUUGCUGCCUGACAUUUGGAAACAGAAAACAACCUAAAUUGAAUAGAAAGAAAGUUUUAAUGCCAACCUUGUGGGAUUAUUAUUCAGUUCUUACUGAUUACGCUAUACUGUUUAAUCAUUGAGGUGAACUCUGUUAUGGUCUCUUUUUAUCAAAC